Bradysia coprophila is the source of this 2737-nucleotide messenger RNA. Its product is annotated as guanine nucleotide-binding protein G(q) subunit alpha. The record is from RefSeq and is a predicted model, not a curated record. Gene Ontology annotation, biological process: adenylate cyclase-modulating G protein-coupled receptor signaling pathway. Lineage: Eukaryota; Metazoa; Arthropoda; Insecta; Diptera; Sciaridae. Gene Ontology annotation, cellular component: cytoplasm; heterotrimeric G-protein complex. Gene Ontology annotation, molecular function: guanyl nucleotide binding; G protein-coupled receptor binding; GTPase activity.
GGUCGACAAUCGAAACAACCAUUUUGAAUUUCGACAUUUAGUCAUUUGAUCGACUUGAAAACUUAUUAAAUUUGAGGAAAAAAGGGGGCACCGCAUACACUAUAACUGUGGAAAAUUGUUUGUUGGGUGCCCCAAUUCAACGACAAAUUGUGUUUUAUAGUGUCAAAACGCUGUGGAUAUUGAAAAGUUUGUGCCGGGGAAUAUUGCGAUUUUUUUUUUUUGGCCUCGCCCGUCAAAUUAAAUGUUGCACACCCCAAUAGACCCUAAUAGACCGUGCGAGAACAAUUGAAAAACAAUAAAAGAAACGCGGAUUUUAUUGAUGUUAAUUGAUCCAUUAUGUUGAGGAUGAGCAAAAACGUUUUAUGUUUGGAUUUGUGACCGUAUGAGUAGUUUUAAGAGAUAUAUCUACUGUUCGGCGUGAUCUGUUGAAGUUUUACUUUCACAAAAAAAGUUAAAAGUGUCGUCCUAGAGAUUCUUUCUUUGGAUUAAUAUCGUUACCGCAUAACACCAAAUACAGACAUUUCUGUUCUCGUGAUCCUGCUCGUAUAAUAUUGUGUGUGAACUAAAUGGACACUAGAUUUGAUCGAUGAGGACGUUUCGUAAUAAUACCGAUCUGUGAAGCAUUGUAAUUGUUUUUUAUUUCGGACGAAUGACUAAACACUUCUGGAAUCUAUUUUGAGAAAAAAAAAAAAUUAAUUUGAAAAAUACGAAAUAUUUAUGAUUUAUUCAUGAUUUAUUUUGCAUAAUAAUUUGCCGAUAAAUUUUUUUGUUUUGUUUUGUUUGGAUUUGAUGUUAUGGUACACGUUGAAGAAAUCGUCGUAUAAAAAUAAGUUCAGUGCAAACAUCACAUAAUAUACGCGAGACAGACAAAUAAAAAGCACAUACACACACAACAACAGUUGCUGCAGCGAACAGCAUAGGUUUUAAUAUGGAGUGCUGCCUUUCUGAGGAGGCCAAAGAGCAAAAACGAAUCAAUCAGGAAAUUGAACGACAGCUCCGUCGAGACAAAAGGGAUGCACGUCGAGAACUCAAAUUGUUACUGUUGGGCACUGGUGAAUCAGGGAAAUCAACAUUCAUCAAACAAAUGCGAAUCAUCCACGGUAGUGGCUAUUCAGAUGAGGAUAAACGCGGUUUUAUAAAACUAGUCUUUCAAAACAUAUUUAUGGCUAUGCAAUCAAUGAUUCGGGCAAUGGAUAUUUUAAAAAUUCAAUAUAUUUCCUCGAAUAAUAUCGACUCUGCAGAAUUAGUUCGAAGUGUAGAUUUUGAAACAGUCACAACGUUCGAACCACCAUAUGUUCAAGCUAUUAAAGACCUGUGGGCUGACGGAGGUAUACAAGAAUGUUAUGAUAGAAGACGAGAAUAUCAACUGACCGAUUCAGCGAAAUAUUAUCUAAUGGAAAUUGAUCGGGUGGCUGCACUCAAUUAUUUGCCGACUGAACAAGAUAUUUUACGGGUUCGUGUGCCAACUACAGGAAUCAUUGAAUAUCCAUUCGAUUUAGAGGAAAUUCGGUUUAGAAUGGUUGAUGUAGGAGGUCAGAGAUCGGAAAGAAGGAAAUGGAUUCAUUGUUUUGAAAAUGUUACAUCGAUCAUCUUUCUUGUCGCUCUGUCAGAGUAUGAUCAAAUUCUAUUUGAAUCUGAAAAUGAGAAUCGUAUGGAAGAAUCAAAAGCUUUAUUUAAAACAAUUAUAACCUAUCCGUGGUUCCAACAUUCAUCAGUCAUUCUUUUUUUAAAUAAAAAAGAUCUUUUAGAGGAAAAAAUAAUGUAUUCACAUUUGGUAGAUUACUUUCCGGAAUAUGAUGGACCUCAAAGAGAUGCUAUAACUGCUAGAGAAUUUAUUCUUCGAAUGUUCGUAGACUUAAAUCCUGAUUCAGAGAAAAUAAUUUAUUCCCAUUUUACAUGUGCAACUGAUACGGAAAAUAUUCGAUUUGUAUUUGCCGCCGUAAAGGACACCAUUCUGCAAUCGAAUCUAAAGGAAUACAAUCUGGUGUGAACUGGAAUUUUCUACACUUUACAUAAAUACUUUUUCUGUUCUUUCAUAUACAUCAAAAAAAAAAAGUAAAACGCGAGCUCUUGUCACAUGCAAAAAAUAAGAAAAAUAAAAAAAAGUAAAAAAAGAAGAAGAAUUAGUGUCAUAUAAAUAUAAAUUAUACAAAAAAAAAUAGCUUAAUGGAAUCGCUACUAAUUACAUUCGUCAUAAAUGAAGAAGAAGAGGAAAAAAAAUUGAAAAACAAAAUUUGAAAAAAAUAGAAAAUUAGAGAAUAAAGAAGGAAAAAAGUGAAAAAUAAAGCAAAAAAAUAAAAAAUUUAAAACCAAAAGUCAAUCAAUUUCGACUAACGAGCAUUAUAUGGAUGCAUACCGUUGUGUAUGCCUUCUAGUAAUUUGCAUUUUGAUAAUAAAACUUAUGAAUUUUAUUGUAAACCGUCAGAGUUAUGUAUGAAAAAUAUCUGUACUAAAAAUGCGCCGAACAUUUUUUUGUUUUCUUUGUUUUUUGAAUUUUUUCAUUUUUGUUUUUUGUUUUAAUUCCAAUAAAUUUUUAUAUUAUAAUAUUUUACCCAGUACACCCAGUAUAGGCGUGAAGAGUAUCGACAUAAGAUUUUUUUUUCAGCCGUCAAGUUCCUUUCCGAAAAGUGUCUACCAUUGUUGCCAGUGGACGAAACACUUUUGUUUGUUAAAUUUAGUAAAGGAAAACAAAAAAUGAUCGUAGCAUUUCGUCUAAGGAACAUCUCAUUUCGCACAA